UCCAAUCACAGCUGAUCACAUGUAAAUAAGGAAAUGGGACAUGUACACUAAUCAUCAGUGUAGCCACAUCAGUACCAGCUGCCAGUGCCCAUCAGUGCCACAUUAUUGCCACAUAUCAGUGCCUACCAGUGCACAUCAAUGCCACAUAUCAGUGCCCAUCUGAGCUGCCAUUCAGUGCCACCUAUCAGUGUCAGUCAGUGCCACCUAUCAAUGCCAGUCAGUCACCUAUCAGUGCUGCCAGUCAGUGCCGCAUAUCAGUACCAGUCAGUGCUGCCUAUCAGUGCCGCCUAACAGUGCCAGCCAGGGCCACCUAACAGUGCCUAUCAGUG
Staurois parvus is the source of this 329-nucleotide messenger RNA. The record is from the annotation of a GenBank genome assembly. Lineage: Eukaryota; Metazoa; Chordata; Amphibia; Anura; Ranidae.